ACAGUACUAUGACAGAAUUCCAAAAUGACUGUUAAUACAAAAUGUAUUGUUAUGAAUCUCGGGCGUGCGUCAUUUGCGAUUCAUGCAUUCCCAGCAGUGGGUGAGCGCGUCACUGUGCUUCCUGUGCGCGCGACCUCUCACCUCGUAUGCGUGUGCUCGCCAGCCAGUGCUCGUCCAGCCGCCGCCGCCGCAACAUGGCCGCGGCUCUCUCCAGCUCCGUGUGCGUGCUGCUCGUCGUGCUGCCGCUGCCGCCGCCGCCGGUGGAGGUGAGUACACACGCACUGCCCAGCCUGCGACACAGACACUCACGCUCGAACUAAGCCCCGGGCGCUUGUUGCAGGCGGCAGUUCCAGGCACGUUCUUCUGGAAGCCAUCAACGGAUCUUGACUUAACACGAAGGCAAAUAAACCCCGCAAAAAGGGAACCAUACAUUUACAAACCGACCGAAUGGAAUUUUGGGUAUCACAAGCAAAUGGCGAUAGCUAUCGACGGUUACAGAUUAUCAACCACCUUAAUGGCGAUAUACGUCUACGUUGAUUUUAUGAACCGUGCGUACCCGGCACUGCAUCCCUGCUACGCGGACUAUUGGACCAACGCGUACCGUUGGUUGAUCCGCUACCUCAGUCUAAUUCCAGAUUGGAUACAUGGUCGAUCAGACAACUACGUGGCUACGCACAGGGUGUGGAGGAAGCGUUUCUUCUUUAUGGAUUGGUGGAUGCCAAAGUGGGCACGCAAAUUUUUUCUCUGUGUCCCGCCUGAAUCCUGGGCUUGGGAACAAUUCACAUGGAGGAGAUGGCGCAGAUACGUUGAACCGCAAUUUGGCAAAUACUACAUCUACCCCUCCAAGGUCUUUACAGACUUUCAAUCUAUGCAAAAAGGUUCAACCGUUGAAAACUUGGAUAUGAGCUCUGCCUCCUUACAGUAGGCCGUACGUGUACGUACAUACAUUAUUUUUAUGUAUUUGAUCUUAUAAAGUUAGCUUUUAAAAACUCUCAAAGGCGUAUACAGACGCCGCCACCGCGCCGCGCCGCUUUAUUUUACUACACAUUGCUAGCUUCUAAGAACUGGUUCCUUGCGAGUAGCAACGCAAGCAAUUACUAACAACUAGUAAUGUUAGUACUAACGAGUGUGUGGUGGUUUAGUAAAAUGUUAUCUUUGAUUUAUUUCGUUGCGGGAUUUAAGAUGACAUUUGUACAUACAUGACAUGUCCUGUAUGCAGAUGAUAUUUUUUGUCGACGUAACGAUGUAAAUUAAAUAAGUUCCCUUCUUCGACUCCAUAAUUGGUUCAUUAUUGACUAUUUACCGCGCAACCGCUCAAUGAGAAAAAAACCAAAUGUAUCUUUGACUUACUAAACUUUUAAUCAAUUUAUUUUUAUACAGCAGUAAUAGUAUUAAUAGUUCGAAUUGUCAGUAUACAAAUAUGUGAGCACUGUGUUAGAAACGAUAGAUACAUUUUGGUAACUUAAUAGCUCCCCGGUUUAUUUAUUACUUAGGCUGCGUUUCCACAAAACCUGAGCUGCGCGGAGCUGAGCACACAGUGGAGUGCGAAGCGUGCUCGCAUACGGUCAUGUUUACAAAACUCGCAAAUCGCGGCCACAGCUUGUUUAACUAUGAGUACCCAACCACUCGAGUAUCCAACGAGUUGCUGGCAUUUAUUCAGCAUGUCAUCGACACGAUGAAUAAGGUUAGCAUCUUGCAAAUCCAACUUUAAAGUUGCUAUUCCUAUGUCUUGGAAAGCUGGGUGAGAUGCCAGCUCGCCAAAAAGUAGGAAUGGAAAAACGUGCAAGACAUUGUCACCUUACUGAAGGUGACAGACGACCACACGACGUGCCUGCAUUCGUGACAAGGGACUUGCACAAGCUGCCCCCUGUCAUCGUUGAUCACGUCGACGUUGCCAGGUUGCUCAAUGACCUUGAAGACAAGCCUGGCCGAGGUACAGUCCAAGCUGAUGCCAUCGGAGAACUUUCUGCGGCUUUACGCAAUACUGUUGCUGCGUGUAUGCAUCGGUCAGAGCCACUCCGCCGAACGACACGUAUGUUGUUGUUGUUGCCCAGCUACACAGCUCAGCCCUGCACUGCUCAUCUCUGCGCAGCUUUAGUACAAAAACCUGCGUAUUUACACGGCUCUGCUUUGCAGAACUCCGUGUGGCUCCGCUUCUGUGGAAACGCACCCUUAUACCGUUAUGCGUCGUACUGUCAUUCAUUGUUCUUAUAUGAUGAUGAACCAAUUUUAAAUGUGUUAUGUAUAAAAAAUUUAAUGGAAAUUGUAAAGGUGUGCGUUAUAUGCGAGUGUUUUAGAGACGUUUGAUUAAAAUCGGUUGAGCCUUUUAUAUGUUGUGGGAGGUGAAAGUGGAGAAGAAUAAACGAAUGUCUGUAAAUAUACUCGAGUUGAGUCCCAUAUAAACGCGCACUGAAAGAGAAUAUUGAUGGCUUAAUCGAGAGUGUUCUUAUAAAGCUAUAUUUGAUAAGAAAAUAAUAAAUUGAAAACAAAAAAUUUUAUGUAGAAUUUGUAAUAUCUCAUAAUGGAAUGCGUAAGAGUAUGUACUUAUGUACAGUGGGGACAGAUGCGCCUGAUCAUUUUAAAAUUUUGUUGCUCGAACCCGGAAAUAAAUGAAGCCACACCCUAUAAAUGUCUCAACUAAUAGAAAAGCGAUAACGUCGCAGUUUAGUGAUGCAACCUGUACCUGUGUUAUCCCUUAGUAGAGGUGCGUUUGAUGUUGUUCGGCUACCUGCGCUGGCGUAAACCCCGCCCACCACCCGCUUCAUUCGUCAAUUCAAGGGUGCUUACUCUUGACACCAGUCUCAAUA
Molecule: messenger RNA, 2807 nt
Organism: Spodoptera litura
Lineage: Eukaryota; Metazoa; Arthropoda; Insecta; Lepidoptera; Noctuidae
Source: RefSeq, a predicted model, not a curated record